AUGGCAAUCGUGUGGGCUUCCAACUGUAACGAAAGCUGGAAGUCCCUCCGCGGGCUGUGCAGGACGGAGCUUUUCUCUAGCAGAGCAAUCGAGUCGCAGGCCGCCGUCAGGGAGAAGAAAGUUAGCGAAAUGGUCGAAUUCCUUGCCGCUAGAGAAGGGAAAGUGGUUGAUAUUGGGGAAAUCGUGUUAACCACCAUUUUCAACUCGUUGUGCAACCUUUUCUUCUCCGAGGACUUGUUGGGGUUGGAAGAUAGUAAGGGGAAGGCUAGUGGGUUAAAGAAUCAUAUUUGGAAAUUGAUGGAGCAUGCAACUGCUCCGAAUAUUGCUGAUUUUUACCCUGCUCUGGGACCCCUAGACCCUCAAGGCUUGAAGAAGAGGACGGUCAAGGUCGUCACCCAGAUAUUUUCCGUUUGGGAGAUUUACAUCAGGGAAAGAAGGGAAAUUCAUGAAUCAAAACUGCACGGCGAUACUCUGAAAUGGGAUUUCCUGGACGUUUUCCUUUCAAAUGGUUUCCACGAUCAGAAAAUCAAUUGGUUGUUCUUGGAAUUGCUGACGGCGGGAACAGAGACCACCACUACGACAGUGGAAUGGGCAAUGGCCGAGCUUCUGAAGAACGGAGAAGCAAUGAGGAAACUUUACGAAGAGUGGAAUAGAGAUAUUGGGGAGAACCCCAUCAUAGAAGCGAAUGCUUCCCGGCUGACAUUUCUCAACGCCUCCAUAAAAGAGACAUUCAGGUUACAUACAACGCUGGCGUCGUUGCAGUCGACAGCGAAGUCGUCUCUGUACCGGCCUGCGAGCGGGCAGUAG
Molecule: messenger RNA, 807 nt
Organism: Linum tenue
Lineage: Eukaryota; Viridiplantae; Streptophyta; Magnoliopsida; Malpighiales; Linaceae
Source: the annotation of a GenBank genome assembly